AUGUCUUCAAAACUCGAUGUCGGAUUACUAUUCCUUUUCCUCAUCGCCAUCAUCUCUUCCCACGCGUUGUCGUCUCUCGCGAUCCGCGUGAUAUCAAAAGAUUACCGUCAACUGGCACCGACCGCUAUCCACCUCACAAACGAAACCUUCGAGGAAGAAUUUUCGAAUCUCUCGCCGCAGAGUUUCUGCGUUCUAGAAUUUUACGCGCACUGGUGUCCAGCCUGUCGAGCGUUUGCGCCGCAGUACGAACUCGUGGCGAAAUAUUUCAACGUCGCACCUCGACCGGAACCGAAAGUUACCGCGUUUGCGGUGGAUUGCGCGGAAGAGCAACAGUUAUGCGCGAGAUGGAAGAUUAAUGGGUACCCGGCGGUGUUUUUCGGAACGGCGAUUGAAUUCGCCGGGGAACGCGCGAACGACGUGAAAGAGAUUAAAUGGAAAGAAAAGGAGAAACGGACAAAGACGGGAGCAAAACAGAUCGUAGAGUUUGUCGGAGGGUUAGUGAUACCGAGCACGGAGUAUGAUUUUAGUGACGAGGAGUUGGAUGCGACGUCGAAGAAGGACGGCGGCGGCGCGGCGACGACGACGAAAGAGAAUGAAAAUUUAGCGCGGUUGGCAUUUCAAAACGACCAGAAGAAAGGGCUUGAUUAUAAAACCGUGAGAACUAUGGCGAGUAAAGACGAUUUAGAACGCGCGACGGUGGAGAUGUGGAAUCAGAUUGUGUACGAUGCAGAAAUCGCGAGUCGAGAAUUGAACGAGUUAUCGUUGAGUAGUUUGAAAAGUAGUACGAAUAGCGCUUCUUCGAUCGAAGCGAAUGCGCAAGGAGGAGACGUGACGCAUUCGACGCUGGCAGAUAAAGCGAGAGGUAAUGUAGAAACGAUUAAGAAUGCAAUCGGUUCACUCAUUCACGCGCUUUCGAAAACGCAUCCGAUCGCGGAAUGUCGAGCAUCCUUUAGGGGAUUGCUUCCAGGAGCCGACGGGACCGAAGGUGAAGAGGAAGAAAUAGAAGACGAGAGUAGCAGUAACCGUAGUAAUAGCGAUGCAGAAAGUAUCGAUGAAGAAGCGUUGGAAAGUGCGGACGAUCCGUUGCUCGCCAUGGCUUCAUCGUUUUCGUCGAAGAAAGGAGGAGGGAAAAGAAGGAAAACAAUCACCAUUCACCACCAUCUCUUCUGGGACGAGGAAACGAACGGCCUUUCCCAAUUUGCCGCCAAGACAUUCACUCCAUGUGGACGCGUCAAAGCGCCGGAAUGGAACGAUUGCAAGCCGUCCUCCCCGAAUUCGAGUUCACGGGGAUACACUUGUGGCGUCUGGAUGUUACUUCACGCCACCGCGCUUCGAUCGAAAGAGCUGGAUAAGCACCAGGGUGGUCAUGUCUGGUACGACGCGUUCGUAAACGGGUUCAUUCGAAAAUUUUUCAACUGUCUGGAAUGUCGCGAACAUUUUUUGAAAAUGGCGGAAGAAACGAAAGGAUUCGAAAUCGAGACUCCCGAAGAGAUUGCGUUUUGGAUUUGGAGAAGACACAACGAUGUCAACGAGCGAUUGGCCACGGAAGGGGAUCCGGCGGGCGAUCCCGAGUACCCCAAACAGCAAUGGCCAGAUGUACAAUCGUGCGCAAAGUGUCGACACACGGAUGGUUCUUGGAACGAUGAUAACGUGCUGAAGUUUUUGCAGGUUUAUUUUUUAGCAAACAACGAGCCGCGACCGCGUUCGACGCGAGCUAAAUUGGUCAAAGUGAAGACAUCGUCCGCGUCGACGACGACGAGUUUGUCGACCAAACGAAAUCGAAGAGGAGAAGGAGGAGGACAUAUCGUGGCGUUGAAUAUUCUCGCGAAAGUUUUUGUCGUCUUCGCUGCCUUAUCUUUCAUUUUCCUAUAUUUGCAUUCCAAAGACAAGCUCCCGCCUGUCUUUGAACGCUUCAAGCGAAAACACAUGAAACGCGUGUUCGACGAUUGGCCUUAG
Bathycoccus prasinos is the source of this 1956-nucleotide messenger RNA. RefSeq lists its product with no specific name. Bases 1 to 1956 code for a protein of 651 amino acids. Gene Ontology annotation, cellular component: Golgi membrane. The record is from RefSeq and is a predicted model, not a curated record. The transcript has a single exon. Gene Ontology annotation, molecular function: flavin-dependent sulfhydryl oxidase activity; protein disulfide isomerase activity. Gene Ontology annotation, biological process: protein folding. NCBI's taxonomy places the organism in Eukaryota, Viridiplantae, Chlorophyta, Mamiellophyceae, Mamiellales, Bathycoccaceae.